Xiphophorus maculatus (southern platyfish) is the source of this 3405-nucleotide messenger RNA. It is a transcript of the gene pou5f3, whose product is annotated as POU domain, class 5, transcription factor 1-like. The record is from RefSeq and is a predicted model, not a curated record. NCBI's taxonomy places the organism in Eukaryota, Metazoa, Chordata, Actinopteri, Cyprinodontiformes, Poeciliidae. Gene Ontology annotation, molecular function: RNA polymerase II cis-regulatory region sequence-specific DNA binding; DNA-binding transcription factor activity, RNA polymerase II-specific. The transcript has 5 exons. Gene Ontology annotation, biological process: regulation of transcription by RNA polymerase II. Bases 870 to 2300 code for a protein of 476 amino acids.
UUAAGCCAUUAUUUCAGGAGGCUGACAUGAGUGAAAUGUGUUCAUGGGCCACAGCUUUGAAUGUUAACAUCCUACUUAUAGUGUCACCAAAAUGUGCCACUGUUUGCUUCUAAAUUAAGUUAGCACGUUUGAUAACUGUUCCAGAUUAGGCCACACAGCGUUAUCUUUUUUAAUGGAUCAAUGCAGAGCAAAGCGAAGUAUUUUCACAAGGAUUAUAAUAUCAAAGCCAUCUCCUUAGGAAAGCAUAAUUUAAACAAAUGUAGCUUUAUAAUUCAUUAAUGAGGAGAACAGUAUGGUGUUACAGUAUGUAUUUAUAGUGGAGGUGACCAGUGUCUACUUAGCAUUGUAAAUACGCUUAUUUUUCCCCUGUUUUCGGCUGCAUCAACCAUGUUUCACCCGAGUACAUCUUAGAUUUGCUUCAGUUUUGCAAAAUUUGCGAAGAUUCGGCGAACAAUGAAACCCGAAGUUGUGUUAAAAGACACGCCCACUUCUCUGCAGAAGAAUCAAGGUCAUUCACGAAUUUGCCAUCAGCUGUGCGUAAUUGUCUACACCAGCCAAUGGGCGCACAGAUAGGUCGAUCUCCAGCUCCCGCGCCUGUGGUUAGGAAAACCUGUGGAGCCACCGCAAGGAAUGAACAUUUCAGCUGAGAGGUGGUUGUGAAGAGGGGUCUAAUGGAGGAGGCCAAAUAGUGACGACAGUGGUAUCGUUCAGGAAACUGAUGCCUUCUUAAAUUGUUUCUGUCGUCUUAGAUUUUUCUUUUUACAUUAAAUCAGAUGGGUAGCUUUCAUUCGAGCUAUUUCUAACUUUUUGAAAAUUAUUUAUAUAAUUUGAGAGUUACUUGUAAGCAAGAUUUUUACGCUCUCAGGAAGAUGUCUGACAGAUCGCAGACCCCGGAGAUCCAAAGUCGACCUUAUGACUUCAGCCGGGCUGGCGCUUGCAACACUCAGGUUUUGGGUCAGGAAGGCACGGGCAACUCUUCGUGUUUUCAGCUUCCUCAUGGGGUUUUACCCGACCCGAGUCUGCUUUACAGCAAGCCAGCCUACGGAGGGAUCACACCCGCACCCACCCAGACGUUUCUCCCGUUUCCACACGUCGCCAGUGACUACCGAGGAUCCGAUCUGCAGGCUGGGGACUUUGGGCAGCCAAAGCAUUGGUAUCCCUUCCCUGCACACGAGUACACUGGCCAGGUACCCGGCGUGAUUGCAGCCACCCAGCCAACAAACCUGAGCCCCCCGAUAGCCGAGACUCGGGAGCAAAUCAGAUUACCCGAGAUCAAGACCGAGAAGGACACUGGAUAUGAUUAUCCGACCGAAAUGAAGGUUCAACAGUAUCCGAUUCCUGCACCUUCCACAAGCAUGACCCAUGGAGUCUUCUACCCACCGACUUGGAACCCCUCCUUCUGGCCCGGGAUCACUCACAUCACCCAACCAGGAAGCAAUAACCAAAACCCCUCUGCGUCCUCGACAUCGUCCCCGUCAAUGUCCCCUUCACCCCCAAGCAAUGGGACCCAGGGGAAUGCGUUUUUCAGCGUAAACGCAAACCAGGUUCCUUCACAGCCCCAGGCACAGAACACGGCUCCCAACACGCGGAGCAGCGGAUCCUCAAGUGGGGGUUGCAGCGAUUCUGAAGAGGAGAACCUCACCACUGAAGAACUAGAGCAAUUUGCCAAAGAAUUGAAACACAAACGGAUUACUUUGGGGUUCACUCAGGCAGAUGUUGGCCUAGCUCUUGGUAACCUUUAUGGCAAAAUGUUCAGCCAGACAACCAUUUGCCGCUUUGAGGCUCUGCAGCUGAGCUUCAAGAACAUGUGCAAGCUGAAGCCCCUUCUGCAGAGAUGGCUGGAUGAGGCAGAAACUUCGGAAAAUCCUCAGGAGAUGUACAAGAUUGAGCGAGUGUUUGUCGACACCAGAAAGAGAAAGCGGAGGACCAGUCUGGAGGGAGCGGUGAGGUCUGCAUUAGAGGCCUACUUUAUCAAAUGUCCCAAGCCCAACACUCAAGAAAUAACACAAAUCUCAGAUGAUCUGGGCCUGGAAAGAGAUGUGGUGCGUGUUUGGUUCUGCAAUCGAAGACAGAAGGGGAAGCGUCUGGCCCUGCCGCUGGACGAGGAGUGUGAAGGCCAGUACUAUGAGCAGAGCCCUUCACCAUUGAACAUGGCCCCUACUCCCAUCCAAGGCCAAGCCUACCCAUCCUCCAGCUACACUGGAACACCUCCUCCAACCCUCUACAUGGCCCCACUUCACCGACCGGAUGUUCUGAAACAUGCUCUGCACCCUGGACUGGUUGGUCACCUGACUGGUUAAACUGGUGGGUAGUCUCCCAACCACACUACAGUUCUUCCUCAAACAUCCAUCUACACCCAACCUGAGCUGAAAAUGGGAUCUGAUUCCAGUUGACUUGAUGUGAAACAAGGCAAAUAUCAAGUGGGAGAGGGCUGUUUCUUUUUGACUAUCAAAAAAAAAAGGACAAUAAGCCUUAAUCAGCAUUUGUAAAUCAGUGCCUUUCUUUUCUUGUCUUGUGGAUAUUUUAAACUUUCAGUGUUUUGCAGAUUUGUACUUUGUUUUCUGAUACGGAGGUAAAGUUAUAAGGUUAGACUUUUAAUACUGCUGAACCCCAGAGUAGGCUUGACCACAAAUUAUUCAGUCAUGUCUAUUUGUGCAAUACUUUAUCAGAAACCAAAAGCUGUUGGUAACAUUAAACUUAGCUUUUUUUUUUAUUUGCACAAACUUGUAAUCAUCACUAUUGCCAUAACAGAUGGGUUUAUGGUUGCAUGUAUUGUAAUUUAAAAUCAAGAAGAUUUGAGAAGUGAAAAUAGGAAGUGUUCAUCAGUAUUGGCUGCUAAUUUUUUUUUUUUUGUUUUUACAAGUUUCUUAUCGCAACUUCUUUGCGAUUUGUAGGGUUCUGUAUGCUGUGGUUUGGCAUCCAGUUCAAGUUAAAUUGCUGGGUUUUCUUUUUUACUUCAGCUGAAACGUUUAAAGAAAAUGUUCUUUACUUAAACCAUGUGCAUCAAGUCCUUAAGUGCUGUUAAAUUAUGACCACGCUAAAGUAAAGUCUGAUUUGCUUUGAAUCUUAUUUUCCUUUGUUUCGUGUUGACCUGAAGAUCUGACAUCAGUGCGUUUGUAAUGUUCACUCUAGCUGUUAGCUGUUUAAUGUGAAAUUACUAAAAUCGACAAAGAAUUCUAAUAUAUUGCGGCAGAGAGAUAAUCAUCUGAAAACACCUCCCAAGAAAUUUACAUGUGCUUAAAAAUCAAGCUGCUGUUUUUAGUUUAUGUUUUAAUGUUUGAACAUGCAAUGAAUUGUCUUUUACUUCCAGUAAAUCUUUUCUGAUAUCAAAAACCUGUUUCGUUUUAUUACUUAAAAAAAGAAACAUCCUUAAAUGCAUGUUAAAAGGGGGAGAAAAAAAGUGAA